AUGUCGAUUCUCUCGCUGGUCGAGGACCGUCCCACGCCGCCGCAGGUCUACAACUGGCGCAUCUACCUACUGGCCGCCGUGGCAUCAUGUGCCUCCUGCAUGAUUGGCUACGAUAGUGCCUUCAUCGGCCAAACCAUCGAGUUGGACUCCUUCCGCAAGGAAUUUCACUUUGCAGAAUGGUCCGACACCAAAAUUCGAGAGACCAGCUCGAAUAUCGUCUCCCUGUAUCAGGCUGGAGCAUUCUUCGGGGCCCUCUUUGCAUAUCCCAUCGGCUACUUCGUUGGUCGCAAAUGGGGCUUGCUUGCCGCCGCCUGUAUAUUUACUCUCGGAUCGGGGUUAAUGCUGGGUGCGAAUGGUGACCGCGGUCUGGGGCUCAUGUACGGCGGCCGGGUGCUGGCGGGCUUGGGUGUUGGGGCGGGGUCUAACCUCACUCCCAUCUAUAUCUCCGAGUUGGCACCUCCGGCCAUCCGUGGUCGUCUCGUUGGUGUGUAUGAGUUGGGAUGGCAAAUCGGGGGACUGGUGGGGUUCUGGAUCAACUAUGGCGUCUCGACGACUAUGGCGCCUAGUCACCGUCAAUGGGUCAUUCCCUUCGCCGUGCAACUCAUCCCAGCAGGUCUUCUGAUCAUCGGCGCUCUGUGCAUUCGCGAAUCACCCCGGUGGUUAUUCUCGCGCGGCCGCCGCGAGGAGGCCAUUCGAAACCUUUGUUGGGUGCGCCAGCUAGAACCCCAAGAGCUGUAUAUUGUCGAGGAGAUUGCUGGAAUUGACCAGGCACUUGAGGAGCAACGCGCGAGUAUCGGCAUUGGCUUCUGGAAGCCUUUCCAGGCUGCCGGAACAAGUCCCAAAGUGAUGUGGCGGUUAUUCCUCGGCUUCUCCCUCUUCUUCUGGCAGAACGGUUCAGGAAUCAACGCCAUCAACUACUACAGCCCAACUGUCUUCAAGAGCAUCGGUGUCCGCGGACAGACCAACUCGCUGCUGACCGGUAUCUUUGGAGUAGUCAAGAUGGUGGUCACCAUCAUCUGGCUGUUGUGGCUCAUCGACCGCCUUGGCCGUCGACGGCUGCUCAUCUGGGGCGCAUUGACUGGAUCGAUCUGUUUGUGGAUCAUCGGCGCCUAUAUCUACGUUGUGGAUCCGGCAAACAACCCCACGGGCGAGCUGAACUCCACCGGCAUCAUGGCCAUCUUCUUCUUCUAUCUAUACACGGCAUGCUAUACGCCUUCAUGGAACGGCACUCCGUGGGUAUUGAACUCAGAAAUGUUCGACCCCAAUAUGCGCUCCCUAGCCCAGGCAUGUGCCUCGGCGAGCAAUUGGCUUUGGAACUUUCUCGUUUCGUACUUCACCCUGCAGAUGUUCACCGCGAUGAAGUAUGGCGUGUGGUUCUUCUUCGCUAGUCUGAUGAUUCUGGCGACGAUCUUUGUUUUCUUCCUGAUCCCCGAAACCAAGGGUGUACCGCUCGAGGUUAUGGAUCGUUUGUUCGAGGUUAAACCGGUGUGGCGGGCCCAUGGCGCGGUCAUGACGGAGUUGCAACAGGAAGAUGCGGCCUUUCGCCAGGCGGUGCAGGAGUCCAAACUUUUUGAUGAGAAGGAGCAAGAGGAGCGGGUGGAAGGGCUUUAG
Aspergillus clavatus NRRL 1 is the source of this 1611-nucleotide messenger RNA. Its product is annotated as sugar porter family MFS transporter. The record is from RefSeq and is a predicted model, not a curated record. NCBI's taxonomy places the organism in Eukaryota, Fungi, Ascomycota, Eurotiomycetes, Eurotiales, Aspergillaceae. Gene Ontology annotation, biological process: carbohydrate transport; transmembrane transport. The transcript has 3 exons. Gene Ontology annotation, cellular component: membrane. Bases 1 to 1611 code for a protein of 536 amino acids. Gene Ontology annotation, molecular function: carbohydrate:proton symporter activity.